AUGACCCUGUGUCAGUUGAAUAAAGAUAGAAAACCUUAUAUAGCAGGCAAUUUUACAAUCCCUGCUGGAACUUAUGGACAUCAUCAUCUUGAAACAGUCCUUUAUUUGACCCUUCUUCUUCUUUUCCAUUGUUAUCUUUGUUGUCUUCUCCCUUUCUUUCUUUUCUCUAUUUCUUUUAUUUUUUGCUUUUUUUUAUUCCUUUACCCUUUCAACUUCUCUUCUUGUUCUUUCCUUAUUCUUUCUUUACCCACCCUCAUCAUCCAUCCUUUUCCUUUCUUUCAUUUUUCUUUUCUUGUUCUUCUUUCCUUCUCUCUUUCCUUUAUUCUUUAUUUACCCCUCAAAUUUCUUUCUCUUCUUGUUUUUCUUUUUUACUUUUUUUCUUUCUUAACCAUUCCUUUCAUUUUUUUCCCUUUCUUUCUCUAUUUCUUUCUUCUCUUUUACUCUUUAUUCUUUCUUUCUUCUCUUUUUUUUCUUUAUUCUUUCUUUCUUCUCUUUUACUCUUUAUUCUUUCUUUCUUUCUUCUCUUUUACUCUUUAUUCUUUCUUUUUCUUUCUUCUUUUUACUCUUUUUCUUUCUUUCUUUCUUUAUUCUUUUUUCUUUCUUUUAUUCUUUUUUUCUUCUUCUUUUUACUCUUUAUUCUUUCUUUUCUUCUCUUUACUCUUUUAUUCUUUCUUUCUUCUCUUUUACUCUUUAUCUUUUCUUCUUUUAUUCUUUUUUCUUUCUUUCUUCUCUUUUACUCUUUAUUCUUUCUUUCUUCUCUUUUACUCUUUAUUCUUUCUUUCUUCUCUUUUACUCUUUAUUCUUUCUUUCUUCUCUUUUACUCUUUAUUCUUUCUUUCUUCUCUUUUACUCUUUAUUCUUUCUUUCUUCUCUUUUACUCUUUAUUCUUUCUUUCUUCUCUUUUACUCUUUAUUCUUUCUUCUCUUUUACUCUUUAUUCUUUCUUCUUUCUUUCUUUAUUCUUUUUCUCUUUACUCUUUAUUCUUUCUUUCUUCUCUUUUACUCUUUAUUCUUUCUUCUCUUUUACUCUUUAUUCUUUCUUCUCUUUUACUCUUUAUUCUUUCUUCUCUUUUACUCUUUAUUCUUUCUUUCUUCUCUUUUACUCUUUAUUCUUUCUUUCUUCUCUUUUACUCUUUAUUCUUUCUUUCUUCUCUUUUACUCUUUAUUCUUUCUUUCUUCUCUUUUUACUCUUUAUUCUUUUUCUUUUUCUUUUUUACUUUUAUUCUUUCUUUCUUUACUCUUUAUUCUUUUUUCUUCUUUUACUCUUUAUUCUUUCUUCUCUUUUACUUUUUAUUCUUUAUUCUUUUUACUCUUUAUUCUUUCUUCUCUUUUUACUCUUUAUUCUUUCUUCUUCUCUUUUACUCUUUAUUCUUUCUUUCUUCUCUUUUUACUCUUUAUUCUUUCUUUCUUCUCUUUUUUUUUAUUCUUUCUUUCUUCUCUUUUACUUUUAUUCUUUCUUUUUUUACUCUUUAUUCUUUCUUCUCUUUUACUUUUAUUCUUUCUUCUCUUUUUACUCUUUAUUCUUUCUUUCUUCUCUUUUACUCUUUAUUCUUUCUUUCUUCUCUUUUUUACUCUUUAUUCUUUCUUUCUUCCUUUUACUCUUUAUUCUUUCUUUUCUUUUUUCCCUUUCUUUUUCCCUCUUUUUUUCUUCUUGUUAUUCCUUUCUUCUCUUUUUACUUUCUUUAUUCCCUGUCUUUUCUUUCUUUGUUUUCUUUUUUAUCUCUCUUGCUCUCUCUUUUUUUCUUCUUCCUUCUUUUCCUUUUUACAUAUCCAGAAAACUCCACUCUUCUACAAAAGGGGGUCACCUAGUUCAGUGGGUGUUUACCUAUAACUGUUGGAAGGUGCUAACAUGUGAAAUCCAGGAGCUGUUAUUCCAGGUGUCGAGAUCCCCAAAUAUGAUCACUGCUGAUCAGACUUGCCAGGCCAGUCAAGUGGUCGGUCUACUAAAAUCUGUUUUGUCCAACGUCCCUCAUUCCAUUGACCAAUUCCAAGAAAUUUUAGAACUUUGUUACCAAGUCAUCCACAGAUUUGCUGGACUCACCUCUCCACCUCUGGACCUCAUUGCUGUGUGUGUUGAAACUCUUACCCAAGUGGCAAAGAAACAUCCCCACAAGGUAUGGCAAAGUAUGAAACAGACAGGAUUGCUUCCUUACUUCACUGAACACCUGGGAAAUGCUGAUGUUUUCAGUUCCAAGGGUCUGCGCCCAGGGAUGUAUGGGACCUUCCUGGCUGGUUUUGAGUGUCCCCAGGGAAGAUAUCCACUAUCCUUAGCAUUCCUUGAUUUUAUAUCUACUGUUGUUAUGGAUUUGUCCCAAGUACCUGUAGACAAUGAAAUAUCAGCCACAGUGCUAUUCAUUUUGACUGAGGUGUUUCCCUCGUUCUACAAAUGGAGAUAUUACAAUGCCACCAGAAGAGAAGCAAUUGGUCACAAAUGUCUGGAAAUAUUUCAUAAGAUACUAGAUGUGAUGGCCAAGCCAAAAGUCGUAUCAAAGAAAAAACUGCCCAAUCUGCAGAAGAUGUGUGUCCAUAAUUUGUUAUACACAGAAGCUGGGCAGUCUCUUUUAAAUGUCAUCUCUAUUGGCGUUGAUGCCUUCAAUGAUACAGUAACUGAACAGGGAGGGUUUUUUGAAAACAAGAGCACUGAUCUGAUUGAUUUAAUUCAGAUCUCCUUCUCAGUUUUAAACCGUCUUCUUUUACUCAAAGCCCCCGAUCUUCCCUUAUCUCCGGUGGAGCGAGCCUUAUCCUUACCUGCAGCCAGUCAACAGGAACAACAUAUUGUAUUGACCGUUGCCCAGUAUAUAUACCAUCAACAUGCACCCAAACUACCCACAAUGGCCCUACUUCUGUUAAAGAGGCUUGCUGUGGUUUCCCCAAUGUCUAUUCUUGCUAUCCUGGGAAACGAUGCCGAACCAAUGAAAGACAAGAUGCUGUCUCGUUUGUCUGCAGUGACAGAGGACUUACAGCUGAAAGUUGCCAUUCUAGAGUUGCUGUCUGUGUGUGUUGUGACACAACCAGGUCUCAUUGAACUUUUCCUCAACCUCAAGUUAGAGAAGCCAAACAAAGAUGGAAAAAAGGAAUUGCUGUUGGGAAACUCCAGUUGUCUUAACACUGUGAUGAAUUUAAUCAUGUCAGAAAAACAGAAAACUUACCAGUGUCCGCCAAAUCUUUUGUGCGCAUGCAUAGAGUUUUUACAUGCUCUCUGGGGUGGAAUGCGAGAAACUGCAAUGAGUGUUCUUCGAAAGAUCAAUUACUUCUGGCCUAGUAUAUGUGAGCCGUUAAAGAGAAACAUUGGAGAUGAAAAAGAUGACAGUGAAGAGACACAGCUCUCUUGGUUAGCUGAUAUCAAAACAGUGGCUUAUGUUUUCAUGAUUUUAGCCCAUGAGAGUUACUCAGUCCCAAGAGACAAAUUGGAAGAGAGUUUUAAAGCAGAAAUGGCUGUUCUUUCCAAACAGAACCGGAUCCAAUAUUGGUCUAAUUUUAUCCGAAAGUCACUGCAUGAAGCGUCCAAGAAAGAAAAUAUGGAUGCCUACCUGACUGCAGACACUCUCAAAGAUGAUCCAAUCCUAUUGCUACUUAGAUCCUGGAAAAAUUGGUUGAUAACAAUUACCAAACUGAAGGUUCCUGGUGUCAUUCUUACGGAAGAACUCAAGAUACAGAUAUUAUCAGAUCUUCUUAGCAGCAUUCAAUGUUUGGUGAAAGACAAUGUCUCUGUUUAUAAUCUGAAGUUGGCUUGCAUUGCUAGUGCUACAUACUUUACAGUCAUGACAAGCUGGGUUGGUUCAAUGAACAAAUGGUCAGAUAUUCUUGAAGAUCUGCAAUUGGCCCUGGACACAAGUUUCUGCAACAAAGAAUGCCUUAUUCCUGCUGUCCAGAUAGGACUUGUUGCAUCAUUGACCACUUUGUUGCAGCUACCAAACCAACAACAUGUUAAUAUUUCCGACGAAUGCUUGAUAUCACUUUUGCGAGUUGUGUGUUCGAUGUUGUUGGAAUGUGUAAGGAAUUUAUUUCCUGUUCAAGGCAAUGUAAAGAGUAUCGAUAAUGCAGACACGACAAACACAGUUGCCAUUCUACAAGGCAAGCAGCAAACAAGAAUAAAGUUGUUGAUGACCAGUGUCCUUCUGUUACAAGAAAUCAUUUUAAACCUGGAUGAGCCCAGCCUAUGGAUCCCUGUGCUGCACAACCAUUUAUUGAUUCCGACUUUGCUGACCACUGUCCAAAUGUGGAUUAAGGCCAAACAAGGAUUGCCUUUUGUAGACUCGGCACUGACCCUUCUCUUGACUAUUUCUAAGACUGAACAGGGUGCAAAGAUUUUGAUGUCUGCCGAAGUUGCUAACCAUUUAUGCCUGUCAAUUAGUUCAUUAUAUAGCAUGGAAGAUUUACAGCAAAGGCUGUUAGCAUCUAAUAGAGAACGAAAUGUUCCCGAUAACCAGAAUUGUGACAAUGUUCUUUGUCUCAGCAUUGAUCUCUAUGCAUCAAUGCUGACUACACUGAAGCAUUUGUUCCUAAAAGAAACUUUAGACUUUGUUGGCGUACAUCAGGAUCGAUUACUGCAGUCUUUAGAAUUGUCUCGCAUCAACCUGACAGAACCUGCCCUCAAAGAGGCUCACGCUACCUGCCGUUUUAUCUACCAAAUGUCUUUCUAUGCCAGGGACUGGAAGUUUCAUCUCCCCAAAGUCCUUAGCAAACUUAUGACCAGUUUAGUCUACAUGUGUCAGACAUUUGUAUCCCUCCUGGUAAGGCCACGUUAUCUGCAACAUAUCUUGGAGCAUGCAGGCACAGCCAGGGAGGACCUUGAAAGCAAACGCCAAGGACAACUUGUGACUCCAAUUUCUGCAUUCCUUCAACAUACCAGCCAUGAUGACUUGGAACAACCAACUGCCCAAUGCCUUAAAGUCCAGAAAAACAUCUUGAGUAUCAUUGGAAUCUGCCUCUCAUCUCUUCGUCAAUUCACUCCUGACCUGUGUGAGAUGCUUAUGGAUCAGAGUAUGGAUGUUAGUCAAUAUGACCCCUUUCUGGCAAUUGGCUUCAACGCUCCUUCCAUUGACCAAGAUGCCCAGCCAACAUUUGGAACCCUGCUGGCCUGUAUCAACAUGUGUAUGACAUUCUUGCCCAAGGUGGACCCACGGGCUGCUUCCCCACAAAAAGGUAACGAGUCUAUUGGUCAAGUAAUCCCAAAAAACCUGGUUCUGUUUGUCCUUGAAAACUCUCUCCUGCUAAUCAUGUCCCAAGCGUGCCGUUACCUGAAGGAGCCAACUUUGUCUGCAAGAGACAAGCAGAUGCUUAAGAGAGAACUCAGUGCAGAUCUGAACACAUUCCUCCAGUCAAUGCACCGACACAUGCGAAAAGGAACGACGACACCCAUAUCUCCGUGCGGACCCACUCUGGGUGCACAAAGCCAGCAACCAAACACAUCACCCACUGGAAAUUUCUCCCUGGGGAGAGCUGGCACACAAAGUGGAUUCUCUUCUAACUUUGAUCAGGGAUUUUACAGGCUGGUUUCUGAGUUUGUAGCCAAAGUUCUUCGAUAG
Molecule: messenger RNA, 5526 nt
Organism: Acanthosepion pharaonis
Lineage: Eukaryota; Metazoa; Mollusca; Cephalopoda; Sepiida; Sepiidae
Source: the annotation of a GenBank genome assembly